Closterium sp. Naga37s-1 is the source of this 2555-nucleotide messenger RNA. NCBI's taxonomy places the organism in Eukaryota, Viridiplantae, Streptophyta, Zygnematophyceae, Desmidiales, Closteriaceae. The record is from the annotation of a GenBank genome assembly.
AUGCCACAAACGGGAAUUCCACUAGCGAAUUCCGCUAAACCCCGACCAGGAAAUGUUUACAUCAUGGAUCCGCAAUUGGUGACGCGUGUCGAGAAGAUAUUGGCCGAUAACGACUACGUGACCGUGGAAGAAGUUGCGUUAAAGCUUCGCGAGGCGCAUCCGCGGGAUUAUCAGCGCAAGCCGCAAGGGCCGUUCUUAAAGAGCGUGACUAAAGCGGUGGAGGCGGCGCAGCAGCGGCUGGAGUCGGGAUUGAGCCGCGAGCAGGCGGAGUUUGAGGCGACCGUACGGGGGAAGAAGGCGGAAGGCGGACAGGCGGAAGUUGGAGGGGCGGAAGAUCAGCGCCUGUCGCAGCUGGAGCAGGCGCAUAUGCGGGCACGGGGGAUAGUGGAGGCGGAGGGGGAACACGAAGAAGAAGGGGAGGGGGAAAGGGAGGGAGAAGAGAAGGCGGAGGCGGAAGGGGAAGGUGAAGCGGGGGUCGAGGAAGGUGCAGGGAAAGAGAUUUCGCAGAUCACAGGGGAGAAAGCUGGGGGAAAGGGUUUAAAAGGGGUUGAGGGUUUAACGGGGUUGAGGGUUGGCCUGGGGGGAGGGCGCAAAAGGGGAGAAAUCGGGGAAAUGGGAGAUGCAGAGGUGGGGAGUGAGGCGGGAGAGAGUGUGGAAGGGGAGAAUGAGGCGAUGAGUGUGGAGUGGAGUGAGGGAGAGAAUGAGGAACCGAGUGAGGGAGAGAGUGAGGAGAGUAGUGGGGAGGCACCCGAGAGUCCUAAGGACAUAGGCACCCGCGGCUUUAAUCUUCUUAAUGCUGCUCUUAGGAAGACUUACGAUAAGGCAGGAACACCAGGAGCAGGAGCAGCAUUGGAGCAGCUUCAGCUGCAGCGGAAUCAGGGGCAGCAGCAGCAGCAGCAGCAGCAGCAGCAGCAGCAGCAGCAGGGGGAGAGGAGGGGCGUGAAGCGAAAGGAGAAGGAUGUGGUUGUAGCGGAUGCCACUAAACAGGGAGUGAUUAAGGCCAACACUGAUAUUGGAGUAAGAGCAGGAGCAGGGGUAGCAGCAGGAGCAGGAGCAGGAGCAGGAGAAGGGACGAUGUUGGCACAUGCCAUUGCACGGGAAGCAGGAGUGCCGUUCUUCAAAAUUGCUGCACCAGAGAUUGUCUCGGGCAUGUCAGGUGAAUCUGAGGCCAAGCUACGGUCCCUGUUCGCCUCUGCCGAGAGGGCUGCCCCAGCGAUUCUGUUUAUAGAUGAGAUCGAUGCCAUCACCCCCAAGCGGGAGACGGCUCAGCGGGAGAUGGAGAGGCGGAUUGUUGCGCAGCUGCUGACGUGUCUGGACGACCUCCAGUCAUCUCCUGACACGUCAGCAGGUGGAGAGGGGUUUGUUGGGGCGGAUCUUGCGGCUCUUGCGAAAGAAGCAGCGGCUAUUGCGGUGAAGAGGAUUUUUACGAGUAAGGAAGUGGUGCUGGUGGGUGGUGGGGGAUUGGGGGUUGCAGCAGGAACAGGAGUAGAUGGAGGAGGAAUGGAAGUGACAGGAGUAAGGGAAGGGGCAGAAGGUGUUUCAGCAGCAGCAACAGGAGAAGCAGCAGCAAUAGGUGGUGAUUGUAUGCUGGUGGAUGGAGAGGAAGGGGACGCGGAGAAAAAAGAAGGGGGAGUGGAGGAAGGGGACGGAAGGGAAAAGUUGGGCGAGGUUGGCGAGGAGGUGGGGAGGGAGAGAGGAGGGGGAGGGGAGGCGGAGAGGGGGAUAGCAGGAGGAGGGGGAGGGGAGGAUUGGAGGGAGCCGUGGAAGGAGGAGGAGCUGCUCGCAUUGAGCAUCACAAUGGAGGACUUUGAGGCAGCAGUGUCCAAGGUACAGCCGAGCGCCAAGAGGGAGGGAUUCACCACCAUCCCUGGGGUCACCUGGGACGACGUGGGGGCACUGGCAGACGUGAGAGAGGAGCUUGAGUUCUCCAUCUCUCGCCCCAUCAAGUACCCCGAGGAGUACGAGGCCAUGGGCCUCCGGGCAGCAACAGGCAUUCUCCUCUACGGCCCGCCAGGCUGCCAUGGGGCUCUGAGCAGCAAUGGGCAUUCUCCUCUACGCACCUCUGGGGCCAUGGGGCUCCGAGCAGCAACGGGCAUUCUCCUCUACGCACCUCUGGGGUGUGGCAAGGCGCUGGUGGUCAAGGCGAUUCUCCUCAUCUCUUUCACUCCCUCUCCUCUCCACCUGCCUUGCCUUGUCCCCCAGGCCAUGGGGCUCCGAGCAGCAACGGGCAUUCUCCUCUACGGCCCGCCAGGGUGCGGCAAGACGCUGGUGGCUAAGGCGAUCGCCAACGAUGCCGGGGCCAAUUUCAUCUCCAUCAAGGGUCCUGAGCUCCUGAAUAAGUAUGUGGGGGAGAGCGAGCGGUCGGUGCGGCAGCUGUUUGUGCGGGCAAGGGCGUCGUCGCCCUGUGUGCUCUUCUUUGAUGAGAUGGACGCCAUGGCUCCGAGGAGAGGGUCGGAUGGCAAUGGAGCAGCAGAGAGAGUGGUCAACCAGCUUUUAACGGAGAUGGAUGGGCUUGAGUCACGCAAGAGCGUCUACAUCAUCGCUGCCACCAACAG